Sphaeroforma arctica JP610 is the source of this 1072-nucleotide messenger RNA. RefSeq lists its product as hypothetical. The record is from RefSeq and is a predicted model, not a curated record. NCBI's taxonomy places the organism in Eukaryota, Ichthyosporea, Ichthyophonida. Gene Ontology annotation, molecular function: protein binding. The transcript has a single exon. The coding region runs from base 127 to 909 and encodes 260 amino acids.
CAUUUUUAUAAAUAUUUUAAUCUUUUGUUUGAAAUACUUUGUACCAUAUAAAGUACUUAGCCUCGGACAUUUACAUUCAUAAAUUAGAGAAUUUAAUUUGAAUGCUACAACAGAUAUACGACAAUCAUGACAUAUUAUAAAAGAAGUUUGAACGAUUAUGGAUCGGGAGCGUAUGGAUCGUAUGACCACAAGUUCGCCGACGACUGUUAUACAGAUGACUCACACUGUUGUGAAUUUGAUUGCAACGAUCGAGUACGUGGCGAAGUAAUCGUGCAUAAGCAGCCGAAUAGUUACUUCGGGCUCCAGUUUGUAAAUAUGAAUGGCCGGCAAUUUGUUUCUAAAGUGGAUAUUGAUCCCGCUUCAGCUGCCUAUCGUAGUGGUCUAUGUCUUGGAGACCGCGUCGAGGUUGCUAAUGGACAAACUACGGCGGAUAUUCGGUGUUUACCUCACAUGCUAGAUCAGUGUAGUGCAGUACAUCUGGAGUACACAAGACAACCUUUCUUGAAGGACAUUGAGGUGUGCUGGAAUCAGGAUAUCUCCUCAGUUCUAAACGAAAUCCACCAAGAACAAUGGCUGCUUAUCGCUAUUGAGGACACGUGUAUUUUAGAUUUAAAUGAUACCGAAUUAUGUGCUAGGGUGAAAAAGAUGUUCAAGAAACGAGAAACCAUUACACUGAAGGUGGUCUACGACCAAAUGGGCUUGAAGUUCAUCGACGAACUUGCCUACUUGAUAGCUGUCUCCGAUGGAAACCUCACUCUGAAGGAGUAUCUGGAUCCUACCUUAAGCGUCGAUAAACCGAUUGUUCAAAAGAAAUCAUUGAGGUACAAAAUUUUCUCUUCAUUGAGAAGAUGUAGUGAUAAAACUACAAACACUGCCAGAACUAGUCUACGAAAUAUAUUAAAUGUGUAGGGAUUGUAUCCCACAGUCAAAACGAAAAAUGAGAAUGUUCAAACAAUUUUUAGUGUGGUUAUUUUUCACUACAGUGGACGAUAGUGAUGAAUGAAUACGAUAUUAGGGUUUACUUUCGUAUGCAAUUAAAUAUACAGAUGCGUAAUUCAAAGGUCUUUUUGAU